Messenger RNA from Tribolium madens (black flour beetle), 1408 nucleotides. RefSeq names its product vesicular integral-membrane protein VIP36. Gene Ontology annotation, biological process: endoplasmic reticulum to Golgi vesicle-mediated transport; endoplasmic reticulum organization; Golgi organization. The record is from RefSeq and is a predicted model, not a curated record. The coding region runs from base 78 to 1052 and encodes 324 amino acids. Gene Ontology annotation, cellular component: endoplasmic reticulum membrane; COPII-coated ER to Golgi transport vesicle; Golgi membrane. Gene Ontology annotation, molecular function: D-mannose binding. Lineage: Eukaryota; Metazoa; Arthropoda; Insecta; Coleoptera; Tenebrionidae. The transcript has 6 exons.
GUUGGCAUUGCUAGUGUCAAAAAUGUCAAGUGCUAUACGUCAAUUCCGGUAAAUUAGCAUUUUUAUCAUUGAAAAAGAUGAUUUGGGUCGAAUAUUUGGGCGUUUUCCUUUAUUUUCUGAGUUAUGUAAAUGCGGAAUGGAAUACAAAAGACUUUAUGAAGCGAGAACACAGCCUUAUCAAGCCAUAUUACGGCUCUGGCAUUGAGAUUCCAUUCUGGCAUUUCACAGGAAGCACAAUAGUAACCCCCAACUACAUACGACUCACUUCAGAUCUUCAGAGUAAAGUAGGAGCUAUCUGGAACUCUGUGCCGGUUAACGUACGCAAUUGGGAGCUGCAAGUCCACUUUAAAGUACACGGAAAAGGGAAGGAUUUAUUCGGGGACGGAUUCGCGAUUUGGUAUGCCAAAGACAGGAUGAAAGAGGGCCCGGUUUUUGGCAAUAACGACUUUUUCCACGGACUUGCGAUCAUUUUAGACACUUAUAGUAACCACAAUGGUCCACAUAAUCACCAACAUCCAUACAUUUCGGCCAUGGUCAAUAACGGCACCCUACAUUAUGACCAUGACAGAGAUGGAACGCAUACUCAACUCGCAGGCUGCGAAGCCAAGUUUAGAAACUUGGAUUAUGACACGCAUAUUGCUAUCAGAUAUGAAAAAGAUGUACUCACAGUUUCCACUGAUAUUGAAAACAAGGCGGCUUGGAAGGAAUGUUUCCAAGUCCAGGGAGUGAGACUCCCCACUGGCUAUUACUUAGGGGUCUCUGCAACAACCGGAGAUUUGUCAGAUAACCACGAUAUUAUGUCUGUUAGAUUAUUUGAAUUGGAUAUGCCUGAUGAUCCUGAGGCGGAUGAAGACAGGUCGAAUAUUGUUCCCUCAGCCACAUUUUUCGAGCCACCACGUGACCAUGUGGAGGACCCAAAGCCCUCAUCGUUGUCCGGCUUUAAAAUCUUCAUUUUGAUGUUAAUUGGAAGUAUAGCAGUAGUGGCGUGCGUUGUUUUGGGAAUCAUGUUUUAUCAAAAACAUCACGAGAAGAAAAGGAAGAGGUUUUAUUAAAUCUUCUUAAAGGGGUUACUUUGUAUUACUGUAAUUAUUUGACUGAGCUUUUUUUCAUCUUGGUAGGUUAAUAGGGUGCCGAAAUAAUAGUCUGUUAUUUAUUAAAUUAAUGUGUUGGUGUAAAUAUCAUUUUUUGAAAUGAGAAUGUACAAACCAUUCAGAUGUUUAUUUUUUUUUGUUUAUAUUCUUACAACAAUUUACAACAUUAAUUUAAGUAAACGUACGUACACAAUGAACUUAAUUGUAACAAAAAAAAUGACUACAAUGAGUGACUAAAAAAAAUAUGCUACCAUUGUGGCACAUUUUUUCCAACUAUUUCAGGUUUUUUACAUUUGGUUUGAAUUUGUUCAAAAUUU